Messenger RNA from Macadamia integrifolia, 1466 nucleotides. Its product is annotated as GPN-loop GTPase 3-like. Bases 432 to 1247 code for a protein of 271 amino acids. The transcript is spliced from 11 exons. Gene Ontology annotation, molecular function: GTPase activity. NCBI's taxonomy places the organism in Eukaryota, Viridiplantae, Streptophyta, Magnoliopsida, Proteales, Proteaceae. The record is from RefSeq and is a predicted model, not a curated record.
CGCUCCCGCGGCUGUUCGGUCACCAGUGUCACUUUCAAUCGGACUUUAGAGCUCCUAACUUCCACCACCGGAACUGUGAAUUUAUGCCGAACUUGUGCCUAGAAAUUUAUAAAGCUCCCGCUCCGACUGAUCGGAAUAAGGAUUUUCCAGUCAUCGGAAAUCAAACUCUCUUCGUUUAAGCGUCUGAGUAUCGUAGAACCUUCGAAGACGCGAGACUCGACAUAGGACGAAGAAGGAGAAGAAGUAAAACCUUCGACAGCACGUCUAUUAUGUUCUGAUGAAUAUGGCGUAUCCUACUUUCCUGAAGUUCUUGUUCGCUGCCGUAGUUUGGUGUACUGCAUAUGCUGCUGUGGCAGUUCUUGGGUCACUUCAGUUUUUCAAUUUUCUCCUUACCUCUAUAGUGUACUGAUAGAGCAAUUUGGAGAGCUGUCAUGGGUUAUGCACAGCUAGUAAUUGGUCCUGCUGGCGGCGGAAAGCUUUUCGAUCAGUCAACUUACUGUUCUAGCUGGUACCAACAUUGUGUUUCUGUUGGACGGACAAUCCACAUUGUGAAUCUAGAUCCAGCAACAGAAAGUUUCGACUAUCCUGUGGCGAUGGAUGUAAGGGAACUCAUUUCUUUGGACGAUGUUAUGGAAGAACUUGGUUUAGGUCCAAAUGGUGGUCUUAUUUAUUGCAUGGAACACCUUGAAGAAAAUUUGGAUGAUUGGCUUGCAGAAGAGUUGGACAAUUACUUGGACGAUGACUACCUGGUUUUUGACUGCCCAGGCCAGAUAGAACUCUUUUCACAUGUUCCAGUGCUUCGAAACUUUGUGGAUCAUUUGAGACGAAAGAACUUCAAUGUUUGUGGUGUGUACUUGCUUGAUUCACAGUUCAUGACGGAUGUUACCAAAUUCAUUAGUGGAUGCAUGUCAUCACUUUCUGCCAUGGUUCAGCUUGAAUUGCCUCAUGUCAGUAUUCUCUCCAAAAUGGACCUUGUUACAAAUAAGAAGGAUAAUGAUGAUUACCUAAAUCCAGAACCACGAGUUCUGCUCCCAGAGUUGAAUCAACAGAUGGCUCCUCAGUUUGAAAAGCUGAAUAAGGCUUUGAUUGAAUUGGUUGACGAAUAUAGCAUGGUCAGCUUUGUGCCUCUGGAUUUGAGAAAGGAAAGCAGUAUACAGUAUGUAUUGUCACAGAUUGACAACUGCAUACAGUGGGGAGAGGAUGCUGAUGUGAAGGUGAGGGAUUUUAACUCGGAGGGUGGCGAUUGAUGUCUUUUGUAUCCUGUUGUGGCUUGCAUAAUUUAGGACGCUUAAAAGCAAUGAGUCCAUCCCAGGAAUAUAUCCUCAAGACAAACAUUUUAUCUGCAUUCCGUCAGCUUUAUGGGAUCUUUUUGGCAAAACUAAGAGUUGUAUUUUUUUUUUUUUGGGGUGACACUAAUAGAUGUAGUUGACCUAUAUAUAUAUAUAUAUAUAUCUAUCUUUCAUGGA